Molecule: messenger RNA, 829 nt
Organism: Vitis riparia (riverbank grape)
Lineage: Eukaryota; Viridiplantae; Streptophyta; Magnoliopsida; Vitales; Vitaceae
Product: heat shock factor-binding protein-like
Exons: 5
Coding region: 205-465 (86 amino acids)
Biological process (GO): cellular heat acclimation
Cellular component (GO): nucleus; cytosol
Molecular function (GO): transcription corepressor activity
Source: RefSeq, a predicted model, not a curated record
AUAAUGGAGGAGGGUAGCAGAGCCAAUAUGCAUUUUAUUGGUUAAUAUUGUAGCCGUGGCAGGUCCGUUAUUAUACGGAAUUACCAGGGAGGAAAAAGUAAAUGUAAAGCAGCUGAUAAAUAUCAAUUCUUUCGCAUCGUCUCCAACUUUGCUUCACGUCGCUGCGAUCGUACGAAACUGCAAAGCAUAGAUCAACAGCCAAGAAUGGAUGGACAAAACUUGGAAGAUCCAAAAAGCACUGCUGAUAUGACAGUUUUCGUGCAAAACCUUCUUCAGCAGAUGCAAUCCAGGUUCCAGGCAAUGUCAGACUCCAUUGUUACAAAGAUUGAUGAGAUGGGAAACUCAAUAAAUGAGUUGGAGCAGAGCAUCAACGAGCUGAGAGCAGAGAUGGGAGCAGAGGGCUCUCCAAGCCCCUUGGCACCACCCAAGUCGAAGCCUGAUGAAGUGAAGCCAGAUGAUAGUUAAGUAUUUGAUUAAUCACAGUCCAAGACAUGAUGCUUCAAGAUUUCAUGCCCGACUUUUCUCCCUAUGUUUGCCCGGUUGAGAAAUCAAAACAUUUGUUACUAUAAGACUAUUACGUGCACUGCUGUAGGAAUUAUGCAGUUAAGGAUCUUCCUGUUUUCCAUUUCCCUAAAUCAUUUUGGCAACUAUGCUUGUAUAGAGUGCUUUUGUUUCAUGCUAUCAUUCAAGUGCCCCAACUGUGCCUCAAUCUGACCUAGCCUUGCAUUAAUCUGAUCAUCUCAUGUGAGGAUUACGGCCUUCCUUCCAAUGCAAGCAAGGUGGUUAAUUCUCCAUAACUUUCAGUACAUCAAAUUGGUGAUAUUGUGUA